Molecule: messenger RNA, 12724 nt
Organism: Dendroctonus ponderosae (mountain pine beetle)
Lineage: Eukaryota; Metazoa; Arthropoda; Insecta; Coleoptera; Curculionidae
Gene: nonC
Product: serine/threonine-protein kinase SMG1
Exons: 17
Coding region: 203-10387 (3394 amino acids)
Biological process (GO): nuclear-transcribed mRNA catabolic process, nonsense-mediated decay; TOR signaling; phosphorylation
Cellular component (GO): TORC1 complex; TORC2 complex; nucleus
Molecular function (GO): protein serine/threonine kinase activity; protein binding
Source: RefSeq, a predicted model, not a curated record
AGGGGCAUUUCUCAUGUGGUUAAAUUCACACAAUGAGCUACAUAAAGGUGCAUCCGAAACGAUUUAUUUCUGCAUGGUCCGUUAAACUAUAUUGUGAAGUAUUGCUGAUUGAUAAAAACAGGCCAACAGUAGAUUACACAGCAGAUGAAACGGUGUAUUUGUGUAUUAGAAACAUUGUGUAUCAAUAAUGUUAUAAGAUACAAUGAUAUCAAAUAACAUUUCUGUGUAUAAGUUGAAGUCAUCUAAAAGCUAUAGGGACGUUCCAGAAACAGAAGGCCUAAAUUCAGAUGAAAGUGGAGAUCAUGAGGUGCUGAACAGGUAUUCAAACUAUACCAGGGACAGAGGCUAUAGGAGCACUGGUACUAGCAGACCACGCACUAGAUCUACAGAAUUUAGAUCUGCUAGAUUGCCUGUUAAUAACAGAUCCGGAUUUCGGGGUCGCCGGGGAGAUGUCUCAAGACGAAAUGAUAGAGAUUAUUCUGACAAUUACUACAGUGGCCGAAAAUAUGAAAACACUCGGCAUGAUGCCUCUGGAGGGUUUCGUGGCAAGUUUUACGAGCCUGAAAAGAAGUCUGACAUCAAGCUCAACCUUCCAGAGGAUACAAGAAUAUCCAAACUCUUGAGAAGACUUAACACCGAAGUGAACCCGGAUAACUCCUUACAGAUAUCUAAGAAACUAUUAGAGGUCUUGUUAUUACCAGACAAUGCAGCAUAUGUAAGAAAAGCAUUUCAUAUAUUAGGAGAAUCGAUGUACGAUAUUCUCCAAGUAUCUCCUGGGCUAUUAGCCAAACAACAAUCUGCAAGGGCUUUAGGUAGAAUGGGCUAUAUAAUGGGACAAGAGGGGGACUUCGAACGGUAUCAUACAUGGCUUUUCACGAAAAUUAAUAACAGUCAUGAAGAGAUGCAAAUUUUGUUAAUGUCAACGUUAAAGGAAACAUUCAAGAUGGAAUUGAAAAAACCGGUUCUCCAAGACCAUAUAGAAACGUUGAUAAACAAUCUUGUAAGCUCCAUUGAAGUGACAGAGAAUGCAGAGAUUUUUAAAGGAAUUUUAGAAAUACUUGUCACUGUAGUGAACAUGUAUCCAGAUGAUUUUUAUGAUCAGUUUCGUGACACCAUUGACUUGCUGUUCGGCUGGCACGUCGAUCACAGCCAACCACUAUCCAACACAGAAUUUAUUUCACGAAAUAUGCAGAAACUCUCGCAUCACUUUAAAUGCAACCUAGACUUUUCAGUACAAUUGAUAGAUAAUUUUUUGGAAGAUAUAUCAAAUUACAAUGCUGAAUUAUCUUUGGAUGAUAAUCUUGACCAUGUGACCGUCCUGAUUUUAGCCCUAAAUACUGUUUUAAAAUGCCUAGACACGAAUUUGCAUCCAACGAAUAACAAAUCCGUGACAGUCGAUUUUAUUGUUUCAUGUUUAGGAACGAUUAUAAAAACGGUUACGGAUGCGCUGGAAUCUUUUCUACCAGAGAAUCUUGUAAUAGCUGGAAAUGACUGCAUAUGCCAAUUGCUACCUAACCUGGACACAAAAUCCCAAGCUUUGAGCAACUCCGUUUAUACUUUGUUGGAUUUGGAGUUAGCGCUUAUUAAUGAUUUUCAAGACAAUACUACUGUUUCAAUGUUGCUGUUCAUUGCCAAAAUCAUAAGGGAAUUGUCCGCUAAUCUGCCUAUAGAACUGAUUGAAAAGCUAAUUGGCCCAACCAGCAAUAUUGUCAAGCUGCGUUCAUGUCCUUACACCAAUAUACAGAGCGCAGUGAUUUGCGUUUACCAGGCGUUGCUGAAUUUGAAAAAUGUAUCACUGCUUCAAGAAGCCUAUAGAUAUGUGUUAGGAGAUUUGGAACGAUUUUACACACAGAUAGUACCUAAAUAUGAACCAAUUAUAAAAAAUAAUCCCUUUUUAAAUGAGAAGACCGGCCCAAAUACUUUGGAAAAAGCAGAUGAUGCCGUCAUGUUCCUGUUGAGAUGUUUAUCCCAGCUAGCAAACGCAAGUUCUAUAAUAGUUAUGUGGGCAUUGAAGCCCAGCAUUUUAGAACUUGUCGGUGUAAAUUUAUUGCCAUAUGACGUAGUGUUAGCAAAAAAAUCGCCGUGUGUUCAAUACAGCUUGCUAUAUCUGUUAUUUUCCCACUGCAAGUGUUACAAUCAUUUUGUAUCGAACAGCAACUUGGUCACUAGCAAGCAAGAUAUUAACCGAUUUGCUUUGACUGAAGGACUGAGUAUAAAUGACGUGCCGAAUACUUCACCUAAUUCUGGUAAUUUUGCAAUCAUUUUGGACAUCCUGCAUAAAUGUCUUCAAAUUGAAACAUACACGGAAGUAACCUUGCUUCUGCUACAAUGGCUGAAUGAUAUUCUGAUUAAUUCUGAAUGCUACUUGGAAGCGUUUUAUUUGCAAGAUAAAUUUUCCGCCAUUACUGAGGUCUUGGUGAAAUGCGGAUACCAUUUUAAUGUACAAGUCAUUGAUGCAGUUUGUCAAAAUCUUGAAAAACUCCUCAGCAAUAAGCAACUGGCUUGGAGUAACGUUUUCUUGACCAGCGUCAGCGAUUUGUGCAAAUUGCACAUGACUUCAAAUAAUCCAAACCUGUGUAAUCGAUAUUCCAAACUAUCAGCAAACAUUCCAUGGGACAUAGCUAUCGUCGAGUUCAACAAAGUAAAUGUGAUUAACACCUCAAGUCAAAAGUCUUGCAAUUCGAAAGAUUUUAACAGUUUCAUGAUUUACAUGGCGCAAAAUUUGCAUUUGAAUGGAUCAGUGGUCGGAGAAAUGUAUCCAGAACAAUUCAAAAAGUUUAUGAAUUAUUUGUUAAAGAAAAACAACACUAGCGCUGAGCUUCUCGAAGAAAUUUUCACAACCUGUUGGGCACAAGAUUGUGAGUCUCAGAUGAAUAUGGAGUUGUUUUACGACUUGACGGUCAAUUCAAGGCAGGUGUUGACCAACUGGUGCACUUUAGAAGCUGCUCAAUUUUGUGUAAACUACAAAUUGCGCACCCCUUUAGGCAAACCGAAUGAGACCUUUACAAAAAUUGAAUAUGCGCUAAACCAGCUGGGAAAUGAUCUAGUUAUGAUGAAGAAAACUACAGAUAGAUUAAACGAGACAAACAUCAAUCGAGUUCGAUUACUUUUGCAGUUCGUUGAACAUUUGGAAAAAUCUAUUUUCAACGCAUCGGAAGGUUGUGCGGUAGCUAUGCCCCAACCAAGCAAAACUGUUAAAUCAUUUUUCAUUGCAAACAUGAAUACUUGCAAUGAAUGGCUAUUGAGAAUCCGGAUGGUAGUCAUGCAUAUAGCUCUUCAUUGUGGAGAAAGUAGUAUUGCCCUUAAACACGGUCAAUAUAUGUUAAAGGAUCUGCUCAGUAAGGGAAAAGCUAAUUCACAAGAGUUUGAAAGAGUUGCUAUGUUUGUCACUCUAGCCCUUUUAAACCUGAAAGAGCCAGAGGCUUUGUAUGGUUUUUACACUUGGUGUAAACUGCAUACAGGUAAAAGAUAUACUUGGAUCAAGUUUACUGCCGACCAAGCUUCCAAAAGAUAUGAAAUAGCUGUUGAAGGUUACAAGAAAAUCUUACAAGAAAGUCAAACGGAGAAAGAAGACAAGAAAUUAGAUCAAGAUGUUUGCAAUUUCAUGCAGGACCAAAUUGUCGUGUGUUACAAGGAAUUGAACAACUGGAUAGAUUUGUUUCAAUGGCACUCAAAUGAUAAGGAAACUACCGAUGACAAUGGUAAGAAAUACUGGUUCCACACCACAGAUUGGGAAUGCAACAAGUGUCUUUUUAAUUUGGAAGUGGAUUAUCACAGCAUAAAUUCUCUCGGCACUUGGAAAAUAAAAGACGAAGAGUCCACUUGGAGUAUUUAUGAAAAUUACACAACCACUGAAACAAACCUGUAUAAUUAUGCCUUGAAACUGGCAACUGCUGGGGAAACUUUCGAUGUGAAUAAAAUUGACAAUAGUUUAAGUGUUAUCCAGAAGAAUAUUCAAACACUGUUGCCGAUAGCACCAUCUGAAUUUCUGCAAAACUAUUCAUUGCUCCAGUAUGUUGCAGUAGGUCUGAAACAUGUUGCUGCAGGCUUUCCGGCUCAUACAGUAUUCUUAGUGUCUGAACACUUUGAGAAUGAAAUUGAAAAGGUUGAUACGUCGGUGCUCAAAAAGAUUCUAUGGUGGUCUGAAUAUUUCAGUAAAGUGCAGAACCAAGGUUUUAACAUAUUUUCCAGCAACUUAAGGCUAGACAUUAUCAAGCGAGCUAGAAAGGAGAAGAAUUUGACGCUGGCUUCGCGACAACUGAUGAAGUUUUUCAAAGACAAAGGAUUCACAUUUUCAAGCGAUUAUUUAAAUCUAAUCACACAUAACGAGUUUCUGGAGAAAUUCGCCGAUUUUUCGAUAUACACAUUAGAUGUCGCCAGAGCAAUGCCCGAAUUGAUUAAAAUCUCAUACCACAGUGAGGAUACUCGUCCGAUUGCCUUAAACUUAUGCGCCUCGGUUUCAACCGCCAUUUCAAAAUACGCAGAACAUUAUGGCAGCAUAGAACAUCGGAAAAUCAGCAGCAAAAUCUUGCUGAAACUGGCUGGUUGGAUGCAGUCUAACGAAAGUAUUAACAUAACGGAAAUUAACAGUCCGUUGGGCAAGUUAAUUAUGGUUUUGCCCGAAAUCGGCACAAUAGAAUCGACCGCUUCAAACAUAAUUCCACUGAAUGAGAUGGCCAUUGGUAAACUUUUCCAGUUUGGCGCUCACCAGUGCCAGAGUAUUGCAAAAAGCUGGAAUGCAUUUGGAACAUGGUGUUACAAAUGGGGUAAAAAGAUUGUAGAUCACAGUUCCAAUAUCAAGAACAAUUUAUCAGAAGAACAUUGCUUGGAAAUAAAAGCCCUGUUACCUUUUGAAACACCCGAGAAUGAUCUGAAUCAAAUAUUUAUGAUUUUAUCUCAGACUCGAUCAGUAAUUAUUGGCGAAGAGGACAUUGACUCCAAUGAAAUUAAUACAACAGAUAUGAUUCAGGCACAGCUGCAAAACGUGGGCGUUUUGGAAAAUGCUACUGAAGAACAAUUGAAAAACUUAGUGCAAAUUUGGAAGAAUACACAACAGAACAUUUAUAACUAUUAUGCCUUGAGUGCCGAAGCGUACUUCAAGUACCUGCACUUAGUGAAGAAUUCCGAAAACGUUUCGAGGAGUAGCGAGUGCACGACUAUCACCAUAACCCUCCGACUCCUACGAUUGAUCGUUAAGUACGCUUUGGAGCUACAAAACAUUUUAGAAGAAGGCUUACAAGCUACUCCAACUGAACCUUGGAAAGUUAUCAUUCCUCAGUUAUUUUCAAGGCUCAAUCAUCCUGAAAGCUACGUCAGACACCGAGUAUCCGAUUUAUUAUGCCGUGUCGCCGAAGAUGCUCCGCAAUUAAUUACGUUUCCAGCAGUUGUUGGCGCUUUGGAAGGAGGUCUCAAGUUUGACUUCAGUGAAAUUAAGCUUCCAAAGGACUGCUUAUCACAAAAUAACGACGAAAAUGAAGAAACCGAUCUCGAUAACGAUGAGGAUAAUUUCGACAGUGAAAACGAAGGAUGGACCAACAACACUCUUCAGAUUUGCUUUAAAACUAUGGUGGAUACACUAAGUAAGCAAGAUCCCGAAACGAUUACCCAAGUUCAAACUUUGGUUAAGGAACUGAGAAGGAUUACAUUGCUUUGGGACGAAUUAUGGCUUGGGACGUUAGCACAACAUCAGUCCGAGAUUAUUAAGAGGCAACAUCAGUUGGAAUAUGAGAUUGAGAAGGUGAAUGAAAAUGCAAAUUUGUCGAAAGAAGAAAAAACCACUCUUAUGAUGGAAAAGCAUCGAAUCAUCACAAAACCUGUAAUAUUUGUUCUACAACAAUUGAACGAUGUUACCAGUGUCGAACCGGAAACGCCACAUGAAAGGCAUUUCCAGGAAAAAUAUAUGGAAGACAUCAAAACGGUUAUAGAAAAACUAACCAAUCCGGAAAAUCCUGAAAAGCCUCAAGAUUCUCUAGCCCCAUUAAAGCAGUUGCAGAAGAAGUUCCAGCAAAAGUUCCAUAAGAGAGCGUCCUAUUCCUUGAAAAUGCAGGAUAUAUCGCCCGUGUUGCAUUCGAUCAAAAAUACCUUAAUUGCUAUGCCCGGUUUGGCUACGACUGCCAAGAAUAGCACCACUAUUUCACAUGUUAGCAACAUAGUUUCCAUCUUACCAACAAAAACGAAGCCGAAAAAAUUGGUUUUCUAUGGAUCCGACGGACAAACGUAUACAUACUUAUUCAAGGGUCUUGAAGAUUUGCAUUUGGACGAGCGAAUAAUGCAAUUUUUGAGCAUCGCAAAUACUAUGAUGGCCCAAAAUGCUGAUCCGGCUGGCCAUAAUUUAUAUAGAGCUCGCCACUACUCGGUUAUUCCGCUAGGUCCCAGAUCGGGUCUAAUAUCCUGGGUCGAUGGCACUACACCUGUUUUCGCAUUAUACAAAAGAUGGCAACAACGGGAAAUGUCUAAACCUACUGCAAAAAGUACUGUUACAGUGCCCAGACCAUCUGAGCUGUUCUACAAUAAACUAGUGGAACAUGGUGUGAAAAAUAUAGAUAACAGAAAGGAGUGGCCAUUGAGUGUUCUCAAAGAAGUGUUGAGCGAACUCAUGGCCGAAACUCCCAGCGAUCUGAUCUCUAAGGAGUUGUGGUGUAAUUCAAUUUCAGCAAACGCCUGGUGGCAGGUUGUGAAGAGAUAUUGCUACAGCGUUGCAGUGAUGAGCAUUAUUGGUUAUAUAAUCGGGUUGGGAGACAGGCACUUGGAUAACAUGUUGAUAGAUCUCUCAACUGGAGACGUCGUGCAUAUAGACUAUAAUGUUUGCUUCGAAAAGGGCAAAACGUUGCGAGUUCCGGAAAAAGUGCCUUUUAGAUUGACACCCAACAUUAAUGACGCAUUGGGAGUUACCGGAGUCGAGGGUAUUUUCCGUUUGGCAUGUGAAAACGUAUUGAAAACCAUGCGUAAAGGUCGCGAAACCCUUUUAACGUUGUUAGAGGCCUUUGUGUAUGAUCCAUUAAUAGAUUGGACAGUCGGGGGUGAGGUUUUGGCAGGAACUACUUUCGGAGGAGUAACAAAAGCAGGUGAAGCCGGCAAACGACAAACGAAAAAGGAAUUGGAAAGAGAAGUGACGAUAUCGAUGUUCGAAGUGAGAUGUAUGGAAAUGAAAGUCGAAUGGCUUGAAAACAAGGACGAAGUGUUAAAUGAAAUUCCCAAUGUAGUCGAGCAUUUGAAUACUUGUUCUGCUGUAACGAAAGACAUUGAAGAAAUUGAAGAUCAACUUCAAGAUCUCCAUCAGCAAUUAGCUCUUGUUAAGGAAGCAGAAGCCCAAGGGCCAAAGAAGCAUUCUCUGUACAAGUUACCGUCGCUUUACGAGGCGUAUGUGAAGAGCCAAGAGGCAUUGAAUAUUGCCAGAAAGGGGCUGUGUGACAUAAUAAAAGAUUGCCAAGCACAUAAUAAUACCUAUAAUCAGGUUUUGAUAUCGUAUGAAAACGAGCAAUUUUCGCAAUGGCUCCUCGAACUUCAGAUUAACAUUCCUGACGAUAACAUGCAUAUUUUUGAUUUAGUUAAAGAAUUUCUCCAUAACGCUGGCAAAAAUGAUGUGGUUACUCAGUGCGAAAAAUCUGAAUCAGAGGUGGGCCAGUUGUUCAAAAAAUUGAACAUACAUGCUCAAAAUUGCAUUCAGACAUUCCAGGACUAUUUCACUUUACUACUUCAGUGCCCAAAAUCGUAUCACGAGAAUCACAGAAUAAAUAUGUACAACAAAUGGGCGAAAUUUCUAUUGGAGAAUCAAAACACGAAGAGCUGCGACAUUGUCUUUGAAGAAAUUAAGGCGUUUUUGGAGUCCAAGACGCAAGACACUUCCCACAUUGUUAGCAUCGCUUAUACUCUUGAUACUUUCUACAAAGAAAACUUUAUUCAGGUGAAUAACUUAUUCGAAGAACUGAACAUUAUUCGAAACAGAGAUCCGCCGCACUCCGUCGAGGCGUCCUACAAUCAGGCGAAAAAGAAUAUGGAUUCGUUUCUGAACAAGGAGAAAGACUCUGACAAGGCUUUAAGAUUUGUAUUGGCUGGGGAGUUGCUGCUUUUGAAUAGAGUAUUUCUUACUUCCGAAAUUGCCGCGCAGAAAAGCGGAAAUUGGCUUAUAAAGUUGACCUCGCGAGAGGGAGAUUGGUUUUUAGAUGAUCUGCUUUUGAACAGUACGAAAGCAGUGGAAAUGGUCAAUCAUAUCCCUCUAAAAGCAGAUGAUGAUAGUCGAUUUAUUAAAAUACUCGACGGCAUUCGGACAGCAAAUGCAGUCUACAAAGGACUGUAUGAUCUGAAUCAUAAUUUCCAAACUAUUAUAUGUCCCGAAUCGAUAAAAAAAAUUCAGGCAGAUGAAGAAAGCGUUUUAACCAUGAUAUCUGAUUUAAAUCAAGUGAUUGCAGAAUCAGAACUGCCUAUUCAAGACAUGAUUAGCCAGCUGGAGAAACUGUUAACCUGUGUAUUGAUGCAUGUUGAUGUUCAUGCGACCUAUGACUACGUUCUAGAGAAAAUCGAAAUUACAAGAAACAAAUACUUAGCACUUAUUCCAAUACAAGCGGAAUCAUUAAGCCAGGGUAAAAUGCUUCUAAUGGGCUUUAAUGGGCUAUUUGAAAAGAUAGACCAAGAAAUCAAUAAUCUUACUUCAACAUUAGGGUCUUUAGACCUGCCCAGGUCCUGGAAGAAACUCGAUCACGUCAAAGAGGCGAAGACUAUCGCGCCUCAUAUUUUUAACGCACAAGUUAAAAAUAUUUUAGAGAAUAUAUUCUUCUUGAAAAGAAUCGUUGCGAUAUCUGAGUUCUUUUCUUUGGCCUUACAAUUAGCACAUGGGAUUAAUUGCAUUGUACCCGGAAGGAUUUACUCCGACGAAACGCUUACCAAACCCGUUAAGCAAUUUACGUCAGAGUUUAUAUCUAGGCAAUUAUUAGGAGUGACACCAGAGACAAUAACAUACGCCAUAUGUUUUAUUUUGCAACAACUAAAUCUUGAUGUAAUCCAUGAAAUUGAGCAAAAAGAUAUCGGCGCCGAAAGCAAAGUACCGAUAGAUGAAUUAUAUCACAAGUCCUACAAUUUGCUAUUGAAAGAUGGAGUUUUUACUAGUAAUUUGGUCUCACAAGUGUCAAGUCUGGAAAAUUCUCUGAAAGCAGCUUGGGAUAAAAUUCAAGAGCCAAAGAAAAUUGAGCAAAAAUUGACAGUAUAUAAAUCUAGCACGUUCAGAUUUCAAAACCAACUAGCAGUUCACAAUUUGAUGUUCGACGAAAUUCUUUGUGUUAAUAAUUUUCCUUCAGCUCGAGCCAAAUUUGUUCUCGAUAUGCAGAAUGAACUGGCACAUCUUCAGACAACAUACAAGCAGCUAAAAGAUGCGAAAGGACGACAACAGAAACUCAUUGAAAAGGCGUCUCAAAGGUUAAAUUGGGCUAAAGGUGCAAACCCCAACGUAAACGAAAUACUUUCUGCCUUUGAAACUGCUAUUACUUCGAGAGAUAGUCGGCUAAAUCUAGUACAGAAAAUUGCUUCGAACAUUCUACAAUCAUAUAAUGUAGUUUUGCAACAUGAGAUACUGAGAUCUACCACUGCGGACACAACACAGGAGUACGAUAAAAUAUUUUUGAAUUGUUACGAGAAAUGGAGAAUCACGUGUCAGUAUAAUGAAUCCAGAACCGAAAAUUUACUUCCCGCAGAAGAAAGCAUUCUCAACAUGCUCUCCUUGGAUCUGCUAAAUGAACCUCGUUGGCUCCACCAAGUUGCCUUGCACAUAGCGGAAGUAAUAAAUGUUUACCAAAAAAAAUUAGCCGAUAAAAAAGAGACUGUGUUCACCGAAACAGACAAUCUAGUAUCUGUAGUGAAUAACUUCAAGGCUAUCUACAAUAUACAGUCCCGGCUAAUGCAAGAUGUAAAGGGCCUGAUAAAAACGUUGACAAAAAUCGAUGACUAUAGCCAUUCCACUCAGUAUUUCAUUCAUGACUACAAAAAGUAUGCGGAGCAUUUUAACGCCAUGUUCAAUGCUUUCAAAGACCACCCAGUGAAUAAGGGAUUGAUAGAGGAAAUGCUACUUCAUUUGGAAUACAUCAAAAACAACACACCAUAUAUUUACGAAGGUCUAUUGAGUCUACAAGAGCUGAAGAGCGUGAGUCAUAGACCUCGCUUGAGGAGACAGAGCUAUAUUUUGGCAUCAGAUAAAAGCAAGAUGCAAGAGAGCAAAGUUCAGCAAAGAAAUGCGUACGCACUCAACGUUUGGCGAAGAGUAAAAAUGAAGUUGGAAGGAAGAGAUCCAGAUCCUGGGAGAAAAUGUACUCCCCAGGAACAGGUGGACUACGUAAUUUGCGAAGCCACCAGUAUGGACAAUCUAGCCCUUUUGUAUGAGGGCUGGACGCCGUGGGUGUGACAUGUGAAUUGCGAAGACGUGUCCCUAGGCUGACAGUCUGUACGGGGCUCGUGCUGGCUCUUACUCUUCGAAAUAAAUCAAAUCAGAAAGACGGAGAUGGUGCUGUUGUCACUUCAAGCGCAUCUACAGCAUUGGACCAUCUUCAAUAGACCGCGGGAGACGCGGUUCAGCAGUAGCAUUGGGUCGAGGUUGCAGUUUUGUGAGGCCUUUACCAAUCUGUUUGUCAUAGGGUGGUAGUAUUUAUAAAUUCCACCCAUUUUACAACUUGUACUUAUUAUUUGAUUGUCGUCGCAGUUGAUAUAACGCCGCUGGUUCAGCGGUUGUGUAUCAACUGCAUUCUAAUCAUCUAAAUUCCGCAAAUAUCAUCUCUGUGGGGGUGAGCAGAAACAUGUAGGUUUAUGCACGCAGUUACACUGCUUAUAUUUCAUAUUUUACGUGUCAGAGAGUUCACGUUAACCCUGGAAAGCAUGAACGCCCUGUGGAAGAAACGACAUGGUCGCAAAUGAGUUUGUGACAUUGAGAAAUCAUUUAGUUAAGGUGAGCCAGUUUACAUAUUUGAUUUAUCGUUAAUCUUCUUAUCAAUGUGUAGGUUGCUGCCCUACUAUAUGUAAUUGAUGUCUUCUAAUUGUCACUGUCUAGGAAUGUCUUACUUUAUAUGCAAAGUAUUAGGUAUAGGAAAUCUGUAAACCAUUCUACAACCUCAAUUUACAAACUUAAAUUAAUCCACUUUCGUUCAUUUUCAACCAUGUGGUACAUUUUGCUUGAACACCUGAUAAUUGAAUAAUAUUUCAUUCGUACAGUCAAUCCCAAAUCAUAGUUAAAAAUUAUUACUUGUAAACUAGCGAAUAUCUCCCUUCUUUAUUUAUCCAACGGCAUUUAAGUCAUUAUAUGCUCGUACAGUCUUUGUUCCUAUCUAAAUUUAAUAAAAAUUAAAAUUAAAAUAAAAAAAAUUGCUAAAAACAAUAUUAGGACCAUGCAAGCCUGGAAGACAUGUUCAAACAUCAUGAAUUACGCAGUUUUCCGUCAAACGCAAAUGCCAGGAGUUCUUGAGUUUAAAAUAUAAUCGGAAGUGAGUGCUUUUCACCCACUUUUCGUGUUGAGUCUGAACAUUUUCAGUCCGAAUAAGUUUAUAAAUUCAUUGAAUCAAAGAACUAGCAAUAAAUACGAUUCACGUAUCCUAAUAGACCGUUUCAACCAUAUUUAAACAAUUUUUACCGAUGUUUUUAGUUGUUAACAUCCCAUAAUACCCUAAAUUAUCACGAAAAUCGAACUGUUUCUAGUCUGAAUUUAAUCAUGUUAUAGAUGAUGUGCAUUAACUAAAUAAUUAAGAAUGAGAACUGGGUAUCAGCCGUAGAAGAGUUUUAAAUUAUGUUUAAUUAAUUAGCCAAGAAUUACUGAACAAUUUUUAGUAUAAAUUUACGUGUUCACAUGUGAGUCACAAAAAAACCUAUAAAAUCAUACAAUAUUGUAUCAUUAAUCAAUAAUCAUACAUAUUGAGACUUGAAAUUGUAAUGCUCAUGAUUUGAAAAGUUAGUAAAGUAAUUAAAUGUGCGCAAAUGGGAAAAACAAGUAUGCAAACUUCGAACAAAGAAUUAAACAGCAGUGAAUACUAUUUAAUUUAACAAAAAAUGAAAAUGAAUCAACAAUUAGGUGUGAAUUAAACUAUAAAAUAAUUCUGGAUACAUUGAUAAUUAUAAUUGCUCCUGGUUAAACAACUGCCGGAUGUUUUAAAUGUUACAUGGUACAGGUUUGUCGCAACUUAUUUUGGCCAGAUAAAAAUACAUGAAAUAUAAACGCGGUACAAACUGCAUAAAGAAUAUUCGACAGUUCCAUUUCCAUAAACCAUUUCUGAAAAGUGUUUUAAUUUGUAAAAAAAAUUCAAAUAGUUUUAUAGAGCAAGCUGCUUAUUUCCACAUGUAUGUUUAGGACGAUAAUUAUGAAGUACAUUAUUUGGAUUUUUUUAAAGUGAUUAAUAAAAAAUUAUACGAGACGUAGCUUUAUGAAAAAAAAACAUGUCAAUAUGUCUACACCCUAUUGUGACCAUUGGAAAGAUAAUACUUAAUUAUUAGCAAAAUGUAACAUGAAAAAUCCGAAUAAUGUUUUAGGUGUGUAGUGUUUCUGAUGGAACAAUAUUUAAUUGUUAUAAUACAAUUAGGAUUUUCUUUCAACUUAAUUAGUGUAAUUGUUCUUUUCUUCUGAAUGGAAAUUAGCAUUAUAUCAAGAAAACUAUUCUAUGUAUAGAAAAUAACACCCGUAGUUGCAAUAGCUACAUAGUUGAAAUGUUUGUUGUGCUAAUUGCCAUUCCAUGCAUUAUUUGAAUAGAAUAUUAUAUAAAAA